This is a messenger RNA of Dreissena polymorpha, 3494 nucleotides long. RefSeq lists its product as uncharacterized. NCBI's taxonomy places the organism in Eukaryota, Metazoa, Mollusca, Bivalvia, Myida, Dreissenidae. The coding region runs from base 201 to 1889 and encodes 562 amino acids. The transcript is spliced from 3 exons. The record is from RefSeq and is a predicted model, not a curated record. Gene Ontology annotation, molecular function: zinc ion binding.
GUGACCUCUUAUCAAUUUAUAAAUAAUAACUCAUGCAUUGCAACAUAUGUAGACAAUGACUGAAAACGCGAGUAAAAACGAAUAGCUUGGUCGACGUAUCACGAAUUUUACCGAGUUUUUACGAGUGACACAAAAACGAAAGAAGAAAGUGAUUAAUACAUUUUCAGAAAAUUGUUCAUUGUCGAUCUAUUCUGAAAUAAAUGGCUACCGGAGGCAAACAUGCACAGGAACUGAAAGGAUCAGAUCAAGUUAUAGAUUUUAGCUGUACAUUCUGCAGCGAAAACGAAGGGCUUACAACUGAGGCUCAGUUUUACUGUAAAGAGUGUGUUAAAUGUUUCUGCACCGAAUGUGUUAUACUUCACAAUGGAUUGUACAAGAAACACGUUGUCAGCGGAAGGGAAGAGAAAGAUGAAUGGCCAGUUAAUGAAUCAAAUUUAGGCCUCGAGAAGUGCGAUCAGCAUCCGGAUAAGGACAUCGAGCUGUUUUGUGAGGACCACAGUCAACUGUGUUGUCUACUGUGUCAGUUUACUAACCACAGGUUAUGCGAUGUCGUUUUUGUUGCUGAAAAAGAACAAGGAUUUCAACCAACUGUAGACACUCAAGCAAUUAUAGCGAACAUAGAAAGCCAGCUUAUUCACGUUAAGGAAAUGAUGUCAUUUAGGGACAAGAAAAACAUAUCGUCACAGGAAUCAUACAAGAAAACAUCUGAAGACAUAAAGGCUCUUCGAAAACACUUUGAAGAAAUGUUUGAUAAAAUUGAGAAGAAUACCAUAAGAGACUUGGACAAUAAGAUGGAGGAACUGAAAGACACUCUUAAAUCUGACAUGGAAAACCUAAGUCAAGUGGACGUUAAUUUGAAGCGUAUCAAUGCGGCCAUUUCUGCUCAAACAAGGAAAGGGUAUCCAUUGACCUUUAUGAUGGAAAUGAAAUAUAUGAACAUUAUGUCUACUUCAGAAAGUAUAUUAGACGAUUUGGAUGAAGGUAACGAUGCAGUGAUCACAUUCGAAUGCAAUCCUGAAAUAGAAUCUUUUGUUGACCAGAUAAUGAGCUUUGGACAAUUUUGCAUCUCAAAAAGUCCAAGUACGACCCCUGUAUAUAUAAGUCCUAAACACAUUGAUCAGCAUUGCAUCAGAAUGUCGCAUGAACGUGUGUGUGACAUACGUGGCAUAUGCGAGUUGUCUGAUGGGACACUAGUAAUUGCAGACAGAACCAACAUUUCAAUCAAAGUGUUGGACGACAAAUACAACGUUGUACAUCACAUGACUCUAGCUUUUCCACCAAACGAUAUCUGCUGUGUUAGCUCUACCAAGGUUGCGGUCGCUAUGAACUCAAUGACUGGUGGUCAAAUAAUUGUCCUUAACGUCACAACCAAGAACGUCACUGUUGAAAACACAUUUGAAUUUAAGCACAAAUGCACUGGCAUCACCUCAACUGAAUACAGCAUGUUUGUCACCACAAAUACGGCUUUAUUGCAGUAUAAAAUGACCGCAGCUAUGGAAUUCGUGAAAACUAUUUACGAAGACACAUCCUCGUUUCUCACUGUGAAUAAAUGUGCUAAACGCACGAACAGGCAAACGAUCUACGUGACAAACUACAAUCACAGUCAGCUCCUCGAAAUUUCGAGGAAUGGAACUGGGAAAAUGUGCACGAGUUAUUAUAUAACAAACCCAACGGGUGUGCACGUAACUGAACUCGGGCAAGUUCUCGUUUGCACUUACAGCUCAAACACCGUGGUUUUGACUAACGAACACGAGUUCCACAGUACCAUACUGGCCGAAAAGACGGAUGGAGUAAAGCGCCCGCAGUCUGUCUAUUACAGCAAGAUGCGUCGCGAAAUAAUUGUUGGACAAAAUUGUAACAGACUAUUAGUCAUUAAAAAUUGCAUUUAAUUAAUGAAAACCACGUUCUGCAUGUACAAUUUUAGUGUUCGUUUUACUGUUUGUCUAUGUUUAAACCAUUAUUUCUGGUACCAAAAUGUGUAAUUUUAAUAGUUGUGUGAGAGUGUAUUAUUGAAGUGUGUAUACAAACAUAAUAUUCACAUAAUUAUUAAGAUUAGCAUGAUCAUUCAUAUAUGUUUUUGUACAUAUUUUAGAUCAACAUGAAUGUGUUUCCUCUGACGGCAGAUUUGUCUAUUUGUUAUGGGAUAAUUUUGAAAAAAUCGUAAAUACAUCACUUAAUAAAAGAAAAUUAAUGUACGAUACAAAUGAAACAUCGGCAUAUAAAUGUCUUAUGUUUCACAAAAAGCAACAGCUUUAAAAAAAUAACAUCAAACGAAAUGCAAGGUCAAUAAUAAUUGGGAUACACAAGUUAUCUGUGCGCGUUCCUAGUCUAGAUGAUAGAAUCAAGUUUGAGAACGCAUGUUGCCUUGCAGCGUCUCUUCGAUUUACUGAACACGAUAAAAGUGAGAAGUAUUAUCAAAUACAUUAACCACACCCGGGACUGCAAUCCUGGUCGUGACACUAGUUUAAUCCCGCUCUCAGGUUGUCAUGUGUUAAUGUGAUUUUUGGUAUAAAUGAGACUGGAUUGAACUGGAUUCAAAACAUGUGCGCCAAACCUGGGUUGAACGUCAAAUGCUUUGCUAAUUGUUUAGCUUUGAUUGUUCUGUGAAGGUUACCCUUAGUUUUAAUCAAUUGCAUGCACAAGUUUGAAUUUAUUGUCGUACGCUAUGUUGGUUUUGGCCGAAAAAUAGUGCAAAAGAGUUUCCGAUGAUAUGAAUGUAUUUCUAAGCAAGGGAAUUAAAGUACCUUUUGAUUAUUUAAGUAUGUGAUAACAUCGUUCGACGUUUCCAAUAUUGCACGGUUUAAUAAGUAAUCGUAUAUUGAUAUUAUUCUUUUAUUUACGUUGGUAAGAUGCGCAUACGGGACUUUUUUCACAUCUUUGUUGAGCAGCCUUUGUCCCUUCGACAUAUGGAAAGAAAAAAUGAAUGUUAAGAAAUUUAGAAAAAGCAAGUUGAGAUCUUUUUAAUUGUGAACAUUUAUGUCGCAAACACCUAAAAAUUGUGAAACGCGUGUCGCAAACUUCUCAAAAUUACGAAAUUCUAAUUUUCAUAAAUAAGUAUACUUAAAGCAUGUUUUCCUCUUUCAUCAUGUCAAAUCAUGUGAACGUAUUGAUACAGUGUGUGAACUUUAAUAUUGAUAAAUUGAUUUGAUCUAUCAUAUUAACACAAAUGUAAAAUCACUUAUGACUUACCAGUAUUUCUGUUGUUCUUUUCCAUGACUUAAAUGUGUUGAAUGCUGAUUAUUUGAAAUGAUGCCAGUUUCCAUGCUGUUUUGCUCUUUCGCUUGCAAGAGUAUUCUUUUUUCAUCACUUUAACAAACAUUUACUGCGAAUGAACACAACAUUUGACAUCUGACUUCCAAUGGAUGUACAUGUCGAAACGUAUCUCAUUUCUACUCUGAUGUUGUUGUGAGCAUUUUAAAUUAUUUAUAUGAAGUGCCGGCAUAUAUGCUACAACAUUAUAAUGAAUGUGUAGAAGUUAAAUUUCCAGUUCAUUA